Messenger RNA from Opisthorchis viverrini, 7236 nucleotides. RefSeq lists its product as hypothetical. Gene Ontology annotation, cellular component: membrane; nucleus. The transcript is spliced from 26 exons. Gene Ontology annotation, molecular function: G protein-coupled receptor activity. Lineage: Eukaryota; Metazoa; Platyhelminthes; Trematoda; Opisthorchiida; Opisthorchiidae. Gene Ontology annotation, biological process: regulation of DNA-templated transcription; cell surface receptor signaling pathway; G protein-coupled receptor signaling pathway. Bases 86 to 6583 code for a protein of 2165 amino acids. The record is from RefSeq and is a predicted model, not a curated record.
CUUUGAUACAAUAUCUAUUGGAAGUUGAUUGUCAGUUGGAAUUUACAACUAAAGUUAAUUAGUUCUGAACCGAGUUCCACUUCCGAUGAGUACGCACAACUCAUCUGACUCAUCAAGUUUUUUCGAAUGGGAUGAUUACCUUUCAAGAACGGGUGCCCGCCCUGCGGAUCCGAAGUGUUUCAAACAGGCGCCGUACUCAAAUUCCCGUGGCCGUGUGAAGGUAUAUGGGGAGCUGUCUUCUGAGUUCACCACAUCAAGUGGCGUCCGACAGGGAUGUCCUCUUUCACCUUUCCUCUUUAACUUCGUCAUUGAUACGAUCAUGGAAGACUCACUACCAGCCUCUAAUGCCUGUGGGGUCGAAGCGCUCCCUGGGCCUCCGCCCACAGACAUCGAGUACGCAGACGACAUAGCUCUUCUUGGAUCUGACCCCGUGUCUCGCAUACCGCCACAAAAUCUCUUCGAAGUGAAUGCUCUUUUGGAAGCUGAGGAUCAACGGAGCGCUGCUCACGAUGUUCAGACGACAUCCCCAUUCACACCUGAUAGUUUCAAAUCUUCCACAACUGGUUCUACUGGGGUUGGCUCCGGUGCUAACCGACGCUCAAGUCUUGCAGCAAACCCGGUGGGGACGCUGCGCCGCUUUCGAGCAGCCGCUUUCAGUUUGGCCCAGGUGGUCGAAGUUUGGGGUCCACGUUUACGAAUUCGGCUUAUCGGUACGGACGAUCGCAAUGAUUGCUGGUUUCUGGUGGACUCUGAUCAAAUUAGACCAUAUCCUUCGGGUGAACCACUCCAGCCGCCGUUCGGCUAUAUGUAUAACCAUCUGAAUUGGAGUCGUACACUGAAGAGCGCCACAGAGGGUGCAAAGUUUGCCGAUCCCUCCUGGUUCGUCGAAUCACCAUCAGAUCCGACGGAUAAUUUUUUCCGAGUCGGCGAUAAGCUGGAAGCAGUUGAUCGUCACAACAGCCAGCUAAUCUGUCCGGCCACAAUCGGUGCGGUAAAUGGACAGCAUAUUUUUGUCAGUUUCGACGGUUGGUCUGGAGCAUUUGAUUACUGGACCCGAUUCGACAGCCGGGAACUGUUUCCCGUAGGCUGGUGUAAACUAGCAGACUAUCCACUUCAGUCACCGGGUCCGAACGCUUUGCGAUCUCCCACCAAUCAGUCAACCCCUGCCCCUGCUCGACCUCUAACUUCCUCUCGACCAGAUCCCUUGAACACGUCAUCGGAAACUCCUAGUCUAUCGGGGAGUGCGAAACGACCUAUUGGUACGAAACGUCUUGAAAAAAGGAAUAGGUCUCACGCGGCUAAGCGUGGAGGACGACCCAAUAGUCGAAGACGUGUCAAAACGUCAGCCUUGAGGCGACAGCCCAUAUCGGCCAUUGUGCAUAAGCCAGUAGUGAAGCCCGAAGUUCCUGCCUCAGAUACCGUGUGGCCUUCCGAAACAGUUAAGAGGCUUACGUCCGUAUCAUCUCACCCCGAACUAACGGACUCCGCCGACUCCUCGAUGCGUUCCAUGUCAUCCCCACCCACUAUCCAUCCCAUGAAUGAAGAUGCGUCGGAAUCUGUCCUUAAUUUAAGUGUGUCUUCCUCAGAUCAACCACCAGCUAUUGAAGUUGCUCUUCCCAUUCAGUCCGACCCUCCCCGGGUAAGGCGCAUCAGCAACUCCUCAGACUGCGUUGUCCGACUUCAGGCCAAAUCACCGCCCGUUCCUUCAGAUCGUGCAGACUACACAAAACCAGAACACAAGUCCUGGCAAGUGGUUCCGAUAAGCCCCCAGUCGCAAAGAAAAGCCCCAAAAAGGCAUCGGCACUCAGUGGACAAAGCCAGUCGGUUGCGGAAGAAAUUCAAACUCGUCGGAACAUCUGAACGUCCGACCUUUACCACACUCAAAGGAGAACUCAACAAGCACUCCACAUCCAAGGAAACAAUUCCUACAUUACGCCAAGAUGAGCAUUCCAACAAGACAAAACCCGAGGUUCCCCCCAGGGAUGACGCUACCUCACAACGAUCCACCUCACCAUCAUCAUUACCUUUACCAAGCCUUCAGAAUUCACACUCUACUCAUUUUCGAUCUGAUCGAUCGGGACAGACUCCGCUUCACCUAUACUGUGGUGAUUACAACGCCACUUCGCUAGCUUCGUAUGAAACCAAGCCCGUAACGUAUCUGCCUCCCCAGUCUGAGUCAGCCUCUUCUGGGGAACAUCUGGACGACGAUGUCGCCAGCAGCGUAACUCGUUCGAACGGGGUGGCGCCAUCCUAUACAUCUGGUCUAUGGUAUCCAUCCUCCAGGAUGGAAUAUAACAGUUCGAAAAUGUUGGAUGCGCAUGCGGCUUCCUCUCACGCAACUGACGAUUAUUCCGACGGACAAAGUUUAGCUCCCCACGUCUCUUCUUCCACCGUGUCACCUUCUUCGUUGGACCUCGGACCAGGACCGUUACCCAAUCCUGCCCUGUGGACCAUUGAUGAAGUAUAUCAUUACCUCACAACUCGGGACCCAAGCCUGUUGGAAGUUGCACAGAAGUUCAAGCACCAUGACUUUGCCAACAAAGUAGCGGGGGUUACCGUUGAACCAGAUGACAUUCUGAUAAGUUUCGAUGUCAAUUCAUUAUAUACAAAUGUGCCCAAGGGAGACUCUUUAGAAAUAGAUAAGCGACUGUUAUUAGCGGGCACCACCCUUUCAGAACGGACGCAGCUCACGGUGGAUGAAAUAGUGGAAGGCAUAAAAGCGUGUCUGAACCUCACCCACUUCGUUUUCGACAACGUGGUUUACACUCAAGAACAAGGUCUAGCAAUGGGAUCUCCAAUAUCCCCGGUUUUGGCAAAUAUAUUUAUGGAAGAAUUUGAACAGAUAGCUUUAACUGGAUUCCCAUACCCACCUAAGAUAUUCUGGCGUUAUGUAGAUGACACCUUCGUCGUCAUGAAACGAGAUAAUGUUAGGGAGUUUUACAACUAUCUCAAGGAACUGAGCCCACAAAUCAAAUUUAGUAUGGAGUUAGAGUCAACCUCGGGUAAACUGGCCUUUUUAGACUGUAUGGCACAUAAGGUCGGGGGAAAACUAAAGACUGCAGUGUACGAGAAGCCAACCGACACUGGGGCAGUUUUAAACUACUCGUCCGUCCAUCCGAAGUCAGUGUUUGCCAGUAUUGCCUCAUCAAUGUUUAGGCAUGCAAGGGCCCUGUGCACAGAAGAAGCUGAUCGGACAGCGGCCCAAAUUGAGGCAAACUUCACCAACGGAACAUGCCUCAUCUAUUAUACAAGUGGGAGAUCUGCCGGUGAUGAUACAGCGCUCACGAACGACGAGGGUUACUACAGAGUGACGGGAUCUGUCAUUUCAGAGAGGAUCACAAAAUACGAGUGUUUCGCGACCAUUAGGGAGACUGUCCACCUAUUCACAGUAAAAUCAAAACCCGAUACAAAUGAAUGCAGUGAGGCUCGAAACCGUGGACUACAAUUGUGUCAGAGCAGUGCGUGUAUUGAUCAGUCACCCGGUUACAUGUGCGCUGACGCCGAUUACGUGGACACACAAACAUGUUCAGAACGACAACAGUCUUUCACUGCUCAAGGCUUGGAGCUUAAUGAGGUGACCUCACUCACGAAAAUAGCCAACAGCAACUCUGGCGGACUAUCUAACAACUACUCACUGACUAUAAAACUCAUUGACCAGUUCAAUAUUCGUGAUGAACUCCUGCAUCGAAACAAUAUCGAUUCACGAGAAAAUCACCCUAAUGCCUCUAACCCUGAGUUCAAAAUUCGCAUCUUUUCUCCACAGUCCACGUACAACUACAUGUCGCUUAGUGACUGUCACGUGAAGAAAUGUGUCCAGGCAGCCAACUUGGGUGUGCAAUUAUGCGAUACCGGCGUUUCUGAUUGCGAAACAACCAACGAUACAUAUCGAUGUCGACGGGGCGUGCCACUUUUAGAUGUAUGCAAUUCCAUGAAUAAUGCAAUCAAUAUGUCCUGUCCCCAGUUAUCUCAUGGCAGUCCGGAUAUAGAGAAGCUCGGAAGCACACUAUACCGCCUUGCGUACAACGCAAAAUCUCUGCAUGAUUUAGACCCGGAAUAUUUGACCAAUCUUUCAUCAAAGAUGACGGAUCAACAAAUUCAGCGGGAGCUGGAUUCCCAAUCGGACCUGGAGCGACACCAAAUGGCGAAACAACUGCUUGAUACAUUCAUUUCAACUGUUCACACACCCACUCAGUCUACUGAAACGAAUAUUUCGAUGCAUCUGCCGGAACCUCGUGCUCCUGAGCCUAUCAAAUCCGUAUCCAAUAUAACGCCUUCAACCUCACCAACGAAAAAAAUCAACAUGGCCACAUCAGUACUUCACAUCAUUGCUUCCAUCGUGCGCAAAUCCCCCCAUACUCGACAGAUGAUUGAUUCGGGACAGGCGAACAGAGAGGGCUUCAAGUUUCUGCGCCUCAACAAAGCCAAGGUUAGCGCACAUUUUAACAAAUCAGACGGAGCACCCGCUGGAGUGAUGAUCUUGUCCGAUUCUGUUGAUUCUGCUUUUGAUUCGAUUGUGGCUGUGAUACCCAGUGGGGAAGUGAAAAGCCAAACACCGGAAGAAACCCUAAAGCCCAAAGAAGAAGGACCACCUCUUACUGUCGAAAAUGCUGAGGUUGCCUCGGAUGUGAUACUUGUCGAUACCCUGGAUCCUAAUCGAUGUUUCCAAACACACCAAACGUGUAUUAGCAGCAAUAUAUACGGACAUGGCGAAAUCCUCGCCGUAUUUUUUAAACACACAACCAUACAAUUUAUCAUACAACUCAAUAGUACUCACGUUCUUGAAGUGUACUUUCCGUCGCCUCCUAGGGGAAGAUUUCCGUUAGAUAAGAACAGUGCUGAGCUUUUCAUUCAAACAGACCACCAAUUGCUUUGCUAUUUCUCUUCGUUGUUCCCUCUAGAUUCUGCUUUUGAUUCGAUUGUGGCUGUGAUACCCAGUGCGGAAGUGAAAAGCCAAACACCGGAAGAAACCCUAAAGCCCAAAGAAGAAGGACCACCUCUUACUGUCGAAAAUGCUGAGGUUGCCUCGGAUGUGAUACUUGUCGAUACCCUGGAUCCUAAUUUGACUUAUGAAUAUACUCUGCACAUGUUAACGGGUCACCAGUCGUAUCGCUUAAGUGACAACCCAGAUCCGUCCAGCUUGCGUAGGGGUGAUGGUCGGGGAACUUGGAGCUCAGAAGACUGUCAGACUGUGGUCGUUGGACAGCAACUUCAGUGUCGUUGCACACCACGACAAACUGGAACGUUUGCCAUUGCACUGGUCUAUUGGCUUGGUGACCCAAACAUUGAAAUCGAGAACAAAUGGCUGGUGGAGACCGUGAGCUAUGUAUUCACCGCAAUCACUGUUGUCGCGUUGAUACUCUUCCUCAUCUUCACGCGUUUCAUCGGUGUAUUCCGCCUGGAUCAGUUCAACAUUGCAUUCUCUCUCCUACUUACGUCUAUCGCUGCUCUCAUCUCACCACUGUUAAAUGAUAGCCAGCCAAUUGCUUGCACAAUUGUCGCAAUAGCCGUGUGUUUCUUCCUGUUGGCUGCAUUCUCUUGGAAAUUCAUCUUCGGAUUGAACACACUAAUGCUCAUCGUCGCACCUCAUUCUCGCUACCAUGAGUUGAUCUCGAGGCAUCAAAAUUGCAUCCCACUCGUAUGGAUUGGAUAUUUGAUUCCAGCGGUCAUUGUGGGUGCCUGGUUUGGAUACGCGGGUGCUGUCAGCUCAAAUCUUGGUUGUUUCGGUCCUUCCAUCGCUCGAUGGGUCCUUGUCGGAUUCAUCACAAUCGUCGUGAUUUUCAACUUUUUCGUUCUUUUGAUUGUCGGUGUGGUUCUAUUACGAAGCUAUCUACUCACUCGCAAAAGCCGAAUAAAUAAAAGCACACAUUUCCUCGUCCUCACACAACUCAUGCUCACACUGGGCCUACCAUACACCAUAAUCUACAUGCAAUUUGUGGAUCAUCAAGCCAUGCUGUUUACUGUCCCGAUCGCUCUUGGAACAACUGCUGUGCUCAUGUUCCUUUUGGUUGCCGUAAUCGACGAGGAAAACCGUCAUCGUUUGGAGUCGUUCUUACGAGCUCACUUUACGCGGACGACGAGUGUUCCAGGGAAUCAUACUACCACUGCUGGCCAGGUUAAUCGUAGAGGAAGUACACCCAAGACAGAUAGUCAGCACACUCGAAAACGGCUAGGUUCGAAACAGUGGAGCUACCGGGAGAAAAACUAUACGGCCGGGGGCAACGGGGAGGCUGCGCAGAAUCUCAAGUCUAACAAAUACGCACACUCUGAAACUACCAAUUCAGAUUUGAAAUUUGAACCUGGUUGGUUGCAUCGUUUUCCGGCGACAGCCCAACUACCUGAGGGUGAUUCCGUGGUAGUCAGCGAGGAUUCUUUGAACACAGUAGCGUUCAACCGGAUGGCACAGACGACCGCUCCAAGGACAAGUGGAGAAUCUUACCGUUCAGGAACGCAUGCGUCGCCGGUUACGUCCGAAACGAACAUUGACGAUGCCUGUUUCAGUCCAGACACCACAAAUUCCCGCGGACCGCUGACGUUCAACGGCAACAAUGGCGUGAUUAAUGGCCAAACAAUGAGGCGAUUAUGAGCUGUUUCACCCAAAAUAUUAAAUGAGCUACCGAGCAACCUAAACAGCAAAACAUUGCCUGGUGUAGUGCACAAGGGUAUUCUACCAGUAAACUCCCACUAGAACUGUACGGUUGGGGACUGUCAGAUAUUUUAUUCGCAUCCGCCAUGGAAUACUGCUAUUAUUUUGAGCCAUUCUUCUCGCCUUUCAGUUCGCCUCCCAUAAUCAAGCGAAGAUUUUUGUCAUUAGUUGCGAGAAUUUGACUGCAAUCCAAAUUCACAAUCAUGCUUAGUAGUCACCCAAAGAAAUGCACAAUAUUUGAGGCAUUUUGCUGCUUUUUGUACAAAGAAUUUUAUUUACAAUACAAUUUCCUCAUGUUGACUUUCCUUUGAGAUGAAACAGCAAAAAUCUGUGCGCUUCGGCACCAUCACUGAGUGUGGGGAAUUUUUAUAAAUACUCGUAUACAGCUGGAUGAGGUGCGAAUUUUUUCAUGAAUCCUUCAUCCCUCUGCUUUCUGAUGUUAAUCUUUCCGUAGUUUGGAUACUGAAGACCCUUCUGGAUACAUUGUGCAACGACAUUGCGGCAAGUACUCCAAUCUCACCCCCAUAAUAUUCUUGUUCUCGUGUUUCUUGCUAAUGACCAUGACAUUUAAAGAAUGAAAUGUGGCUUCAGCG